This is a messenger RNA of Pocillopora meandrina, 852 nucleotides long. Lineage: Eukaryota; Metazoa; Cnidaria; Anthozoa; Scleractinia; Pocilloporidae. The record is from the annotation of a GenBank genome assembly.
AUGGAGUUUGCAUCAAGGUCUGAAUUUUCAAUUUGGACCAAAACACUUUUGUUUGCCAUGAUUAACGUUUUGGCUUUCUUUGGGAAUCUUCUCACUUGUUAUGUCGUGUACAGAAACCGCAGGCUCCGCACGAUUCCCAACAUGUUCGUAAUAGCACUGGCUGUGAGCGAUAUUCUGAUUUCCUCGUGCUGCAUGCCUUUUACUGUUGCAACUCUUUUCCACGGUCGAUGGAUCUUUGGUGAAACGUUUUGUCGAAUUAAUGGUUUCGCAGUUCUCACGUUUGCGGUGGCCUCAAUUCAUUGCAUGGGAGUCAUUGCAAUCAGCCGGUAUUUCUGCGUUGUAAAACCAGAAAGGUACUUGGUGUUGUUCAAGAAGGAAAAAAUUUGUCUGUACAUUGCUUGUGCGUGGUUCGCAGCUCUCGUUGGAUCUGUGCCUCCCCUUUUCUUUGAGAGAGGUGGAUUUGAAUUCAAGCUGGGGAAAGGGAUGUGUUUGUACACUUUCGAAAGCGACAUUGUUUAUACAUUGUUUUUAGAAUUUGUUAGCAUCACAGCCCCCUUAACACUUAUAACCAUCUGCUAUGCAAAGGUGUUCCGUGCAGUUUCAAGAUCAAAUCGUGUUUUCUCGGAAGAAAGCGAUUUUUCCCGCUUGCGAGCGAAUGUUGAAGAAGCUAAAGUGACCAAGAGUUUAUUAGCAGUUCUGGUCGGUUUUGUGUCUUGCUGGCUGCCAAUUUUUGUAAUUGACACCACUGAUGCCAUGCGUGGGGACGACACCUGGCCGCGGGGGUGUACAUUUCUUACGCGUUCCUGCUUUACACGAGCAGCACCAUCAACCCAGUUAUAUAUGGCGUCAUGA